AUGACUACGGUCCGCUGCUUACUGGCAGUUGCAGCUACCCAAAAUUGGAUUAUUCAUCAGCUUGAUGUCAACAAUGCCUUCUUACACGACGAUCUUAAUGAAGAAGUAUACAUGACACCACCACCUGGAUGUUUUCAUCAGUCUCAGGCGGAUUAUUCUUUGUUCACUCUCAUCACUUCCACCAGCAUCACUCUUGUUCUUGUUUAUGUUGGUGACAUCCUAGUUGCUGGUACCGACAUCUCUCAAAUCGAGCUUUUUAAGAAAAUUCUCUCCACUCACUUCAAGACGAAGGACCUUGGUUCCUUUAAGUACUUUGUUGGACUCGAAGUUGCUCACUCUCCCAAAGAUAGUGACCUUCUCCCUGAUCUUGGCCUUUUUCGUCGCCUUGUUGGCCGUCUCAUCUAUCUGACCAUCACCAGACCAGACAUUGUUUAUGCAGUCAACACACUCAGUCAAUUCAUGCAUGCUUUUCAGGUCCCCCACAUGACUGCAGUUACCAGAGUUCUCCGCUACAUCAAAGGCUACCCCGGCGAAGACAUCUUCUUUCCUUCAUCCAAUAGUACACAUGUCACAGCUUAUACAGAUUCUGAUUGGGUCAGCUGUCCCACCACCCGCCGCUCCACCACUGGCUACUUUAUUCAGUUAGGCACCAGUUCGAUCUCACGGCGCACCAAGAAGCAGAAUACAGUUGCUCGCUCUUUCGCUGAAGCUGAAUAUCGAGCUAUGCUGCUUUCACUUUCUCAUUGGGCGGUGAUGAGAUUCACCUACAGUGAAAUCUCGUUGCAGGUGUUUUCACAUUUGCUUUCAUUGCAGCUGCUUUCACUUUCUCAUUGGGCGGCGAUGAGAUUCACCUACUGUGAAAUCUCAUUCCAGCCAAGACACUCAGACCGGCCUGUUUAUGGCGUGAGUGUCCCUCCACCCUUGCCCAAUACGUUCUCAUGUAAAGUGGUAAGGCUUGAUAUACAUUGA
Magnolia sinica is the source of this 969-nucleotide messenger RNA. RefSeq lists its product as uncharacterized. The record is from RefSeq and is a predicted model, not a curated record. The transcript has 4 exons. Lineage: Eukaryota; Viridiplantae; Streptophyta; Magnoliopsida; Magnoliales; Magnoliaceae. Bases 1 to 969 code for a protein of 322 amino acids.